This is a messenger RNA of Aspergillus caelatus, 1415 nucleotides long. RefSeq names its product PIG-L family deacetylase. Lineage: Eukaryota; Fungi; Ascomycota; Eurotiomycetes; Eurotiales; Aspergillaceae. The coding region runs from base 285 to 1202 and encodes 305 amino acids. The transcript is spliced from 2 exons. The record is from RefSeq and is a predicted model, not a curated record. Gene Ontology annotation, molecular function: N-acetylglucosaminylphosphatidylinositol deacetylase activity. Gene Ontology annotation, cellular component: endoplasmic reticulum. Gene Ontology annotation, biological process: GPI anchor biosynthetic process.
ACACGAUAUAGCUCUCUCUCUCAUCUUUAAAAUGCCAUGCUGCAAUUGAGUUGUUAUUAACUGUCUCGAGAUAUCACCACCUUAAAGAAAUACAUAACUGGACUGGAACAUAAGGUGUGAGAGAGAAUGUCGGAUGCGCCUCCACUACUUUCAUAGUCACUUCCGUGUUUGCUCCUUCGAACCAUAAUUCUUAAAAUAGCCUUGCCGUUUACUCCCGUGGGCUCUAUAUUUCACUUUGCUAGCUUAAGACGUGGCCAACCUAUUGAGUACUCAAAGUUCGUGCUAUGUCUCCAUCAUCAUUCAUCACACUGGGCUUCGCUGUCACAGCCGUCUUCAUCUUCUGGACAUUAUCCGCAACGUCUUCCUCACCAUUUGCUCGUAAUUUCCCUCGCUUGUACAACAAGCGAAUAUGCCUGUUAAUAGCCCACCCCGACGAUGAGGCUAUGUUCUUCGCGCCGACAGUGCUAGCCUUAACCAAGCCAGAACUGGGAAACCAUCUCAAGAUCUUAUGUCUCAGUAGCGGAGACGCCGACGGACUAGGCCACAUCCGCAAAAAGGAGCUCCAAAAAAGCGCCGUGCAUCUGGGCCUCCGCAACGAGUCCGAUGUCCUCAUCAUAGACGACCCAACCCGCUUCCCCGACAGCAUGAGCGCUACCUGGUCAGAAAGCGACGUCUCAAGCUUGCUUGCCUCAGCCUUCGCUCCCGAAAUGGGCGACACCCAGUCCGGUUCCCGGAAACGAGGAGCAACUGGAGACAAACCACCCGUCGCGACUAUCGAUGUGCUCCUUACCUUUGACAGACAUGGUAUAAGCAACCAUCCUAACCACCGUUCUCUCUACUAUGGCGCUGUCCACUUCCUUCGUACCCUGAUGAAGGAUAAAUCCGGGUAUACCUGCCCGGUCUCGCUGUACACGCUCACCACGACGAACAUCUUGCGCAAAUAUAUCGGCGUGCUUGAUGCGCCGUUGAGCAUGGCGCGUGGGGCUGUCGAUGCUCUGUUUUCGAGCUUGAAGGGCUCAUCUCGUGCCUCGAAGGAUGAUACGCCUGCGAGGCUUCUGUUUGUUAGCUCUGUUGGUGAAUGGAUGACGGCGCAGUCGGCUAUGGUCAAGGCUCAUCGGAGUCAGAUGGUUUGGUUUCGAUACGGGUGGAUUUCUUUUGGUCGUUAUAUGGCGGUUAAUGAUUUGAAGCGUGAGAAGGUUUAGUCAGUCCAGGGAAUGGCAGCGAUGGCUUUAUGAUGGAGGAUUUGGACAAUGCACUAUUCGAGUUAAGUUCAACCCUGGUGCUUGGAUGCGUCAGAUUCACAUAUCUGGUGAGCUAAAAAUGUAUUUCUUUAUGCCUUCAUGUAAACACAAUGACACCCUGAAAGGCCAUCUGUAUAUUAACUCCGCAAAAUAAACCAAUUAACUUAUUAGAGU